This is a messenger RNA of Paralichthys olivaceus (Japanese flounder), 516 nucleotides long. The record is from RefSeq and is a predicted model, not a curated record. NCBI's taxonomy places the organism in Eukaryota, Metazoa, Chordata, Actinopteri, Pleuronectiformes, Paralichthyidae.
AUGAAGACUAAGAGGCGUCACAGGAACAGCGCUCCAGAGUGGGGUGCUUACUGUGACCUCAGUGAUCUGGGUGUUUACUGCAUCGAUCGGCGUUACAGCCACCACCUGGAGCCGCCGCGCUACAGAGACUACAUGAAGGGCUCCUUGUCCAGCACCUGCUCCCUCAACAGUGAGAACCCGUACGCCACCAUCAAUGACCCCCCCGCUCUCUGCAAACACUCUGAGAGCAGCUACGUGGAAAUGAAGUCACCGACUCGCCACGAUCACAUGACGCGCUGCUGCUCGGCCGCCAUCGUCACCACCGCCACCACCACCACGGCUCCCGCCAAGAACGUGUACGACAUGGGUACGAUUGAGAUCGGUGUGAUGACGGACUCCUCACGUUGUCACUGAUAGUUUGUUUCUCACGUUAAAAAUACAUUUAACUCAGAUUUAAAUGUUUUAGAAAGUUUGAUAGGAGCUGGAGUUUCACUGACGAGCCUCGUCUGAAGUCAAAUGAAUGAAAUGUUCGUCAGG